AUGCCUCGUCAUCAACAACACAUCGUCCCAUGGACCGAUUCCGAGUCCGACUACUCACUCUCGGACUAUUCCACGGAAGACGCCCACCAUGAGACCUCAUCUAGGAGGCCUUCCUUUGGCAGCUCCACUCUGAACCCUGGCGCAUCCACGGGCGCCCGGCGACGACGACGGUCUUCUGAGCCUGUCCCGCAACCCCCGGACGUCAUCAUCAACAUAAAAGACGAGUUGCGGAAAAAAGGCUCUAACAGAAGUACCAAUAGGACUCGUGAGGCUUAUAUCGAUCCUUAUGAGUCAGACGACGAGACCUUCCGGCGAGAGGCUCGAGUAACAGAAGGAGAGCAUGACAUUCAGUCGUCUAACAGAGAUAUUACCGUUCACAUUGAUCUACUUAAUCGACUGGGACGAUUUAAAGAGGGAAUCAUUCUGUUCAACGAAAGACUUGCCCCCCAUCUUGAUUUCUUUCCUGUCGUUGCUGAAUAUGCAGACCUUCUGCUGGAACAGGCAAAUUUCCGCUCUCUGGGCGAGCUUAUUUCACAGGUCUUGGGUAGCCACGCAAAGGACUUUGAGAAGGAUCAGGUUUUACUUCUCAAAUUACUUGGAUCGCUGGCUGGGAUGCACUCAAAAGGAGCACUGUUGCCAGCUCUUGAUACGGCCAAAGAGGUGAUCAAGUUUCUUGAGGACCAAGAUGGAGAGGAUUCCUCGGAUGAACGUCUUACAGGGAUUCAGGUACGGAUGGAUUUCAUGCUCACUCGACCAAAAUGCAAAUGA
Messenger RNA from Aspergillus oryzae RIB40, 768 nucleotides. RefSeq lists its product as uncharacterized. Bases 1 to 768 code for a protein of 255 amino acids. The transcript has 3 exons. Lineage: Eukaryota; Fungi; Ascomycota; Eurotiomycetes; Eurotiales; Aspergillaceae. The record is from RefSeq and is a predicted model, not a curated record.